Condylostylus longicornis is the source of this 3819-nucleotide messenger RNA. RefSeq lists its product as uncharacterized. The transcript has 6 exons. NCBI's taxonomy places the organism in Eukaryota, Metazoa, Arthropoda, Insecta, Diptera, Dolichopodidae. The coding region runs from base 122 to 3445 and encodes 1107 amino acids. The record is from RefSeq and is a predicted model, not a curated record. Gene Ontology annotation, molecular function: RNA polymerase II cis-regulatory region sequence-specific DNA binding; DNA-binding transcription factor activity, RNA polymerase II-specific. Gene Ontology annotation, biological process: regulation of transcription by RNA polymerase II; chromatin remodeling.
CUAAUUUGAGUACAAAAGUAACAAUUUUUUGUAAUAAAGUUUUGUGUAAAAGUGUUUGUUACCCAUCCUUUUUUUAAUGGUUUGAUUUCCCAAAGAAAUUUUUAAAAAAUAUUUUAAUAAAAUGGAUUUUCAAAGUGCUAUGGAAACAUUUGCAGAAGCUUGGGUUGCUGCUAAUGCUGGACAACAGACACAAGCUCUUGCUCUUACUCGAUCAAAAUCACCUGGUACAGUUACAGUGCCCCCAUUAUUGCAUUUGAAAAAGGAGCGUUCUGUUACUCCGCCACUAACUCCACCACCUUCACAUCAACAAGUAAAUUUAAGAGAAUCUCUUUCAUCUGACAAAAAUUUCUCUGUUUCAUCGAUGAAUCAAGAUGAUCUAUCUUCCAGUCCAAAACCAUUUAAUAGUAGUAGCAAUAUUGAAAAUAAAAGAAUGUCAAAUAUAGCAAGUACCACAAAUAACAAUAAUAUAAAUGCUAACACAAGUGAAAAUAAUUUGAGAUCUUCAAAUCAAAAUUCACCAAUUCGAAAUUGUAACACAGAUAAUAUGACAAAUAAUCUAGUUAAUUGUACUCAAACUCCUAUCCAAAGAUCGUCAGAAAUAAGUCAACAGCAACAGCAACCACAACAACAGCAUCAACAUUUGCAACAACAUAAUAUUUUACAACAUCACCAUCAACAACAUCAUCAUUUUCAGCAACAUCAUCAAGAGCAAUUGCAGCAACAACAAUCCAAUCCUUUUCAAAAUCGUAAUUUAGCUACAACACCUAAAGUUAGUACACCGUUGUCAGUAAUAGAAAAUGGUUUGCCUACUGUUGGACAUCCUACGUUAAUUCCAUCUGUUGGAAAUAGUUUAAGUACUGAUAAAAUAAUGCCAUCAACAGUAUCUGCAGCUUCAACUAAUAUUGAUAGAAGAGAUUUUGAUUUAACUAAAGUUAAUGCAAAAUCGUUACCUCUUCAUUGUAUUGUUGAAUCAGUACCAUCAUUACAAGCAUCACUUGCAAUCGAUCAACGUAAUAUAUGGAAACGCCGACCAAAUAUUGAAACGGAUAGUUAUGUUAUAAUUGCUGCUUCAACACCUUGGUCAGACAUUGUUAGUACAGCAUUACAAAGGCUGGGUUAUUCAAUAGAUAUUUCAAGCACAGCAAGAGGCUCAUUAAUAAUUAAGAAUUGGAAACCUAUACCAUUGGAAAAUAUAUCUGAUAAUCCAAUAGUACCAGUUAGUGAUAUUUUGGGUGAAUUAACAUCUGUCGUUACAUUACGUAUUGUUAUAUUAAGAAGUAAACCAUCAACAUAUAAUGAAAUCAAAGAUAAAUUAUUGAAAUUAUUAGUAUUACAAUCCCAUGCAGUAUUAAGAUCAACUGGUUGCCCAUUAGAUGAGAGUAUGCUGUCACAAAUAUGCCGAAGCUCAUAUCAAAAUUCAUUUUCGUACAAUGGUGACAUACCCGACGAAUUGAGGCGAAAAUUUGAUCAGUGGUGGAGUAAUCAAUUAUCACCACAUUCACCAAUUCCCACGCCAAAAAUACUGCCAUUUAUGACAGGACAAUCAAAUGAUAUUGAUUUUCCAACACCAGGGCAUGUAGCCGCGGCUGCAGCUGCAGCGGCUGUGGCUGCGGCUGGUGCCGCAAAUUCAACACACAGUACUUUACAUAAUAAUCGUGAACAAUUAUUAGCCGCAGCAGCAGCUGCAGAAAGUCAUCAUUCAACUCAUCAUCCUGCAAUGAUGGUACAUCCUGCAUUACAUUCAAUGCAUCAUUCACAAUACCCAAAUUCAGCAGCUAAUCAAAAAACAAGAAUGCGCACCAGUUUUGAUCCUGAAAUGGAACUACCGAAACUUCAACGUUGGUUUCAAGAAAAUCCUCACCCUUCUCGCCAACAAAUACAAUCGUAUGUUAUUCAAUUAAAUUCAUUAGAUUCAAGACGUGGGAGAAAACCACUUGAUGUUAAUAAUGUUGUUUAUUGGUUCAAAAAUGCCAGAGCUGCUCAAAAACGCUCCGAAAUACGUUUACAUGGUAUUGGUAAUGGCUAUUUAAAACACGAUGGUCACACUAACACUAAUGGUUCCGGCAAUUUAAGUAACAGUCGACAAAGUACAGAAAAUAUGUUAUUAGGAGGACAUUCGAAUUAUCUGAAAAGUUCGCCAAAUAUGAAAUUUGACGAUAUUGAUAAUAUAUCACAACAUUCAGAUGACGAUGAUGACAUUGAAGAAGAUGAUUGUACAAGUAGUAGUCGUCCGAAUUCGCCACCGCAACAUUUACCGCUGUCGUUGACAAUGCAUGAAAGAAAUCGUGAUUCGUUGAGUUCCAAUCCUUCUCAUGAAAAUAUUACCAUCAAAAGUGAAAUAAUUAAUGGAGAAAUUGGUAGCGAAUUGAGUAGUAGCAACAACAACGAUAUAAACGGCAAUAAUAAUAGCGGAAAUAAUAGUAGCAGUAAUAAUAACAAUUUAAGUGAACCUAACAACCAAAGCAAUGAUAAAAAUGUUAAUAACAGUGAACGAAUUUCAAGCGAUAGAAACAAUAUUCCGGAAAAGAACACAAAUGGUGAUCGAAACUCCGAACGUUCUUCACCAAAUGAUCAACGAGAUAAUAAUGAUCGGAAUAGCUUAAAUAGUCAUUCAAAUGUUAAUGAUAACAUUCACAAUAAUAGUAUGAAAAGUAAUAAUAACAACAACAAUAAUAACGGUAAUAAUAGUAAUAUAAAUAGCAGCAAUGACAUUGAACAACAAUCAAAUGAAUCACCGAAAAAUUCUCUAAAGUCAGAAGAAGAUUUAGAUAUGGAAGAUGAUAAUGAUAUUAGUCAAAUGGAUGACGGAUUUCGUUCACCAUCACCUGAUCCAAGACGUGACCUAGCAUUUCCAAUGGUACCAAAUCCAAUGUUAUCUCAUUCGUUCAUGUAUAUGAGUCAUUAUAUGCCAAGUAUGGGUGCUGGUCACCAUCAACCUGGUGCACCUGGACAUGUUUCACAUUCAGCAGCAGCUGCAGCAGCCGCUGGUCUCGGUUCUUUAGGUUUAGGUGGCCCAAAUGGAGCUGGUAUAAUAGGUAGUGGCAAUGCUAGUGGUUUAAAUUUAUCAAAUUUAUCAAAUGAAGAAAGGAGAAAACGAAAUCGAACAUUUAUAGAUCCGGUUACAGAAGUUCCGAAAUUAGAACAAUGGUUUGCAUUAAAUACACAUCCAUCACAUAAUCAAAUUUUAAAGUACACUGAAGAUUUAAAUCAAAUGCCUUAUCGGCAAAAAUUUCCUCGAUUGGAAAGUAAAAAUGUUCAAUUUUGGUUUAAAAAUCGACGAGCAAAAUGUAAACGUUUAAAAAUGUCACUAUAUGAUUCACCACAAUGUUCACAAUUAUCACAAUUAUCUAGUUUAGGUGGAUUUGGGCAUAAUCUAAAAUUCGAUGAUCGUGAUAGCAUGACGGCACAUAGUAUGAAAUAUGAUGAUAGAGAUAGAAUGGAAUGAAAAUUAAGGAAAUUUUUUUCAAUACAAUAUUGAAAAAAAACUUUAUGUAUUUAAUAUUAAAAAAAAAACACGAUAAAAAUAAAUAAAGCAAAUAUUAAAUUUAGUAAAAUUAGCUAUAAUCAAAGAAAAUAAUAAAUUAAUUAUGUAUUAAAAUUAAAUCCCAGUGACUGUAAAAUUCUGAAAAGAAAAUAAUAGAUAUUCUGAAAUUUUAUAUACUUACAUACCUAUAUUAAUACGUAUAUGCAGCAAUAAUUGGAAAUUUUAAUCUUGAAAAUAGAAAAACUGAAAAUAUUCGCCAAAAAAAUGGAAUUCAGAAAAAUAAAUUUUUUAUGUAUGCAUUUUUCAAUUAUUAAAAAACAUUUUCCUAAAAUUUU